Messenger RNA from Diachasmimorpha longicaudata, 4166 nucleotides. RefSeq names its product tetratricopeptide repeat protein 21B-like. Gene Ontology annotation, molecular function: protein binding. The coding region runs from base 150 to 4085 and encodes 1311 amino acids. NCBI's taxonomy places the organism in Eukaryota, Metazoa, Arthropoda, Insecta, Hymenoptera, Braconidae. The record is from RefSeq and is a predicted model, not a curated record. The transcript has 2 exons. Gene Ontology annotation, biological process: protein localization to cilium; intraciliary retrograde transport. Gene Ontology annotation, cellular component: intraciliary transport particle A.
AGGAGCGUGUCAUCGGCCCCUCCAACCUCCUCUCCCAAUCAGCAAAACCCCUCCACCCGGACACAGUUCACGAUCUCCCAGAUCCGCAAGAUCCCCUGAAUUUUCCCAAGACAUAAUCAUCAACCCACCAGCCCCCCAGGUCAUCAAAGAUGGAGAAACUCGAUGAGUCAGACUACCAGACCCUCAUCACAUGGUACUGCCAACAGAGCUACUACACCAGUAUGUUAAGACAAGCGAAGGAAGCUGUCGACUCCUUUCCCUCAAGCGAAACCCUCAAAAUUCUCCUGGCCCUGGCUUACCUCCUGACGAAUCGGCCUCAGGACUCUCUACAGCAGGUCAACGAUCUCCUCGGCUCUGAUGACAGCACUCUCCCCUCCCUCAUCAUCCAGAGCUUCGCUUAUCGAUUGAGCAGCAAUAAAGAUCGUUCAGUCAUCACUCAGAUAGACUCUAGGAUCCGUGAAGACAGGCGAAAAGCGACAUCAACAUCACUGUCCCGAACAGCGAUGGUUCUUUUUCUGUUGAAGAAAGUAGAAAAAGCAAGGGAAUACGCAGAGAAAGCCUAUAAAAUGAGUCCUCAUGAUCUUGAUGUGCUCUUGAUAAGUUCCUCAAUCGACUUGAGCAUCUCCAAAGGCGAACAUAACUACCUUUCCACCAUCCAGAAGGACCACAGUAGACGCCUGAGUGUCCUUCUGGCAACAGCAAAAUUCCACGAGGUCAAUGGCUCUCACGAGCAAGCCAUCUUGAUCCUUAAUGCACUGAUCGUUCGUUAUUCCAGCUUGUGCAUUCCCCUGAUCGAGAAAAUGGCAAAUCAAUUGGCCAUGAAGGACUGGGAUCAGGUAUUGGAGACGUGCAACAGGAUCUCUUCCAUCGACUCCAACGAUCUAGAUGCUAUCAAAGCCAAGACUGUCGUAAUGAUCUGUAGGGAUGGGGAUUAUCCCGCUGCAAUCAAGACACUUCAGCUAUUUUUCAGAAAUUUAGCCCUAGCUGAACCCAAAAAUGUUGAACUGUUCUUGAAGAACGUCCAGCUGUUCACGAGGAUAACGAAUAGAGACAGAGAUAUCCUCCUAGAGCUUUCGAGAAUCACUGAGAAGCUCAUUCAGCAGAAUCCAAACUCCAGUGAACCAAUGAUUGAACUUGGAAAUAUUUACUUAUUGAUGCAGAGGGUCAAGGAAGCUGAGCACUGGUACAGAAGUGCAGUGAGAAUCGACGAGUCGUCGUUCCCGGCUCUCAUGGGUUUGGCCCACUGUCAAAUCCUGGAGACAACCCCGGGAUCUGCUGAUCUAGCAAGACAACAGCUGGACUUCCUCAUGGAGGUCCAGUCCAAUACAUUGGAUCCAAAGCUUUACUUCAUGUCAGCGAAGCUAAGUUCAAACGAACCGAAUAAAGCCUUGAAGUACUUAGAGAUGGCACUCGACCUGAUCCUGAAGAACUCUUCGAAUUUGCCAUAUGGCUACCACUACCUGAUCGAAUUAAACCCAGUAUUUUCCCUUGAAAUCGUGACAGAAUUUCUGUGCAACUCACCAACAGCGGCAAUCAAUGAUAUUCAGGAGAGAAAGACCUCCGAAGAAGAUAAGCCAAUUUUGGUCCUCUUGGGAAUGAUAACCGACGCUUGCUCUGGUUCUCCCGAAGCCUUUUUGCUUCUCGCAAAAGCGAAAAUGCAAUACGGGGACUUCGAGGGGGCCCUAGACACCCUAAAGCGGAUGCUAGACAGCGUCGACCCUUCGAAUGUCUCCGCGCACCUGCUAAUGGCCCAGAUACUGACCCGCCAGGGUAACUACCAAUCUGCGUUUCAAAGUCUCGAAGUGGGACUGAGCUACAACUUCAAAGUCCGAGACGACCCAAUUUACCACUUGAUCUCUGGAAUUGUUGAGAAGCAAAAUGGUGACUUGGAGAGUUCCAUCACCAGUCUGCGGACGGCAAUGUCCCUGAUAGACGCCAGGAUGAAAUCAAAGGAGCCAAUAGCAGGGGAUUCCAUCUCGUUAUCGGACCGAGCAACUCUGUACUUAGAGUUGAUAUCGGCUUACAGCCAACUGAAGAAAUUCGAUGAAGCGUCUGCCCUGAUGAACGAAGCCAAGUCUCUUUUCUCUAACACUGUAGAAGAAGGGAGGCUGAUUAUUGGAGACGCAGAGCUGUCCUUGGAGAUGGAUGAGAUCGACCGUGCGAUAAGUUAUUUGAGUCAGAUCAAGCCGAAUGAGCCGUACUACCUUGACGCUCACACAAAGUUAGCUGAGAUCCACCUGCACCAGAGAAAGGAUCGUCACGCCUUCGCGAAGUGCUUCAGGGAGCUGGUGGAGCACUGUCCAGGGUCCAAGACCUACAGCAUGUUAGGGGACGCUUACAUGGCGAUUCAGGAGCCAGAUCGAGCUAUCGAGGCUUAUGAGCACUCGUUGAAAGAUUGUCCUGGGGAUAAAGUGCUCGCGAGGAAAAUGGGAAAGGCUCUGAUAAAGACUCAUCAGUACAACAGGGCUGUUAACUAUUACAAGGAGGUAGUGAGGAAUAAGGGCUGUGGAGAGCUGAAGCUGGAUAUGGCAGAAUUGUUCAUGAGGAUGAAGCAGUUUGAUAAGGCCGAGGGUGUUUUGACCCAAGAGCUGCUGGAGGCGAGGGGAGCUACCGACCUAGAACAUCUGGAGAUGAGGGGAAGGCAACUGUUGCUCCUUGCCAAGGUCAGGGAGAGGUCGGGGAAUAUUCAGAUGGCUUUGUCGACAUUGAAAGAGGCAAAAGAAAAUCAGAUCAGAUGCAUUCAGAGAAUGUCGGUUAAUACUUCGGUGACUGGUCUCAAGCAAGUGCUAGCAGAGAUCUGCUUGACUAUGGCUGAUCAUGCUACCGCGGUCAGGGAUUGGGAUCAGGCGAUUGUACAUUAUAAGGAGGCACUGCAGCAUAAAGCUGCGGAUAUCAAGGCCCUGUUGUCACUGGCAAAGUUGUACAUGCAGAUUAAUGAUCUGGAUAAGUGUGCAGCGAGCUGCACUGCUCUGUUGACGGCUGAUCCUAAUAAUGAGGCAGCUUCUGUUAUGAUGGCGGAUCUCGCAUUCCGGAAGGUGGAUUUUGAAACUGCCGCCUUUCAUUUCAGGCAAUUGCUGAUGAGAAGACCCACUUACUGGACGGCUCUUGCGAGGCUCAUUGAAGUUUCCAGAAGAACUGGUAAGAUCGACGAUCUCGACGAAUGGCUCUCGCGAGCAGAAUCCGCGACUGAAGGAUCAAACCGAGACGCAGGGUUCUACUACUGCGCUGGACUGCUCGACUGGCGCACCGGUAAGUUAAACUCGGCCCUGAGGAACUUCAAUGCAGCAAGGCGUGAUCCAGAAUGGGGACAGCAGGCGAUUUACAACAUGAUUGAAAUUUGUCUGGACCCGGACGACGACUCGGCGUUAUCCAGUGAGGCCUUCAACGAAGAAGACGCUCAGUAUCAAGACUCUCGUACGAUGGCUCUGAAAACAGCCCAACGACUCCUUCAAGAGCUGAACCCGAAGGGCAGCCCUCACGAAAUGUUGACGCACCGGCUUUUGGAGAAUUUCUUCCUCCUCACAACGAAGAUCAAGACGAAUAUUGAGAAGGCUCUGCAGGAUUGCACCGCCCUGGCCAGUCAAGAGACACUGAGAGAUCAUGUGGGACCAGCUCUGGGUCUCGCCACAGCCCACAUUCUCCUGAAACAGACCCCAAGGGCUCGAAAUCACCUGAAACGAGUUGCCAAGAAUGUCUGGACCUUUGAGGACGCCGAGUACCUUGAACGAUGUUGGCUCCUUCUUGCUGAUAUCUAUGUGCAGUCAAAUAAAUAUGAUCUUGCUAAUGACCUGCUCCGGAAAGUCCUUCAGCACAACGCCACCUGCGUCAGGGCCUAUGAGCUAUCAGGGCACAUCUCCGAACGGGAACAAAAUUACAAAGAAGCUGCUGUGCAGUACGCACAGGCUUGGAAAUUCGGUGGAAAAACUAAAUUAUCUGUUGGGUAUAAAUUGGCGUAUUGUUGUUUGAAAAGUAAAAAAUAUCCCGACGCUAUUCAAGCUUGCAAUGAGGUGCUCAAGCAGAAUUCAGACUUUCCGAGGAUUCGAAAGGACAUUUUGGAUAAGUCUAUUCAUAAUAUUAGAUCGUAAUUUUUCGGGAGUUAUGAAGUUCGGAGGAGUUUGGACUAUCCUGGUGGGACAGUGACUGCAAUAAAAUUGGUGUUUAAAGGC